AUGACAGAAAAGAAUAGAAUAGAGUACCACGAGCAACAACCAAGCAUUGCUAAAGAAGUCGGCGACAGGGACGGACAAGAUCGUGCCUAUGGCAAUCUCGGCAAUGCUUAUCAAUGCCUUGGCCGAUUCCAACAAGCAAUAGAGUACCACGAGCAAUGUCUGAGCAUCGCAAUAGAAGUCGGCGACAGAGCCGGACAAGAAAGUGCCUAUGGCAAUCUCGGCAAUGCUUAUUACCGCCUUGGCCAAUUCCAACAAGCAAUAGAGUACCACAAGCAAUGCCUGAGCAUUGCAAUAGAAGUCAGCGACAGGGCCGGACAAGGACGUGCCUAUUGCAAUCUCGGCAUUGCUUAUCGAUCCCUUGGCCAAUCGCAACAAGCAAUAGAGUACCACAAGCAAUGCCUGAGCAUUGCAAUAGAAGUCAGCGACAGGGCCGGACAAGGACGUGCCUAUGGCAAUCUCGGCAUUGCUUAUCGAUCCCUUGGCCAAUUCCAACAAGCAAUAGAGUACCACAAGCAAUGCCUGAGCAUUGCAAUAGAAGUCGGCGACAGGGCCGGACAAGGACGUGCCUAUGGCAUGCUCGGCAUUGCUUAUCGAUCCCUUGGCCAAUUCCAUCAAGCAAUAGAGUACCACAAGCAAUGCCUGAGCAUUGCAAUAGAAUUCGGCGACAGCGCCGAACAAGGACGUGCCUAUGGCAUGCUCGGCAUUGCUUAUGACUGCCUUGGACAAUUCCAACAAGCAAUAGCGUUUCACAAGCAAGACCUGGGCAUUGCAAUAGAAGUCAGCGACAGGGACGGACAAGAACGUGCCUAUGGCAAUCUCGGCAAUGUUUAUCAAUGCCUUGGCCAAUUCCAACAAGCAAUAGAGUACCACAAGCAAUGCCUGAGCAUUGCAAUAGAAGUCGGCGACAGAGCCGGACAAGGACGUACCUAUGGCAAUCUCGGCAAUGAUUAUUGCUGCCUUGGCCAAUUCCAAAAAGCAAUAGAGUACUACAAGCAAUGCCUGAGUAUUGCAAUAGAAUUCGGCGACAGGGACGGACAAGGAAGUACCUAUGGCAAUCUCGGCAUUGCUUAUCAAUCCCUUGGCCAAUGCCAACAAGCAAUAGAGUACCACAAGCAAGACCUGAGCAUUGCAAUAGAAGUCGGCAACAGGGCCGGACAAGCAGCUACCUAUGGCAAUCUCGGCAUUGCUUAUUGCCGCCUUGGCCAAUUCCAACAAGCAAUAGAGUACCACAAGCAAGACCUGAGCAUUGCAAUAGAAGUCAGCGACAGGGCCGGACAAGGACGUGCCUAUGAUAAUCUCGGUGAUGCCUAUUUAUACCUCGAGGACUUCGAACAAUCAAUGAAGCACUUCAAGCAAGGCCUCAGCAUUGCAAUAGAAGUCGGCGACAGGGCUGGAGAAGGAAGGUCCUAUAGUAACCUCGGCUCAGUUUAUAACUCCCUCGGCGACUUCCAAAGAGCAAUAGAGCAUCAUAAGCAAAGCCUAAGCAUUGCUAAGGAAGUGGGCGACAGGUCCGGAGAGGGAUAUACCUAUGGCCAACUCGGCCUUGCUUAUAUAUCCAUUGAACAAUUCCAACAAGCUUUCGAGUACCACAAGCAACAGCUGAAAAUUGCUAAGGAAGUGGGUGACAUGUUCCAAGAAGGAUGUUCCUAUAGAAACUUGGGUAUAACUCUUAUGUUGUCAGGUUCUUUGGAUGAGGCUGUAGUUCAUUUCAGAUUCAGCGUAAAAACGUUGGAUACCAUUAGGAAAAGUUUCAUUUCGGAAGAUGCAUGGAAAAUAAGUUUUCGUAAGCGUUUCAAACACAGCCAUCAUUAUUUAUGUCGAGUUCUUAUAGCGCUUCAAAAGACGGAUGAGGCUUUGUUCGCGGCCGAACGGGGACGAGCAGCGGCUCUGCUAGAUGCCUUGAAAAUAAAGUAUGGCCUUACAUCCCUUUCGCCCAUUUCAAAUGAAACUGAGGAAGAUUUCGCAUGCAUUUCAAGGAACAUAUCUGUUUUGACAAUGUUUAUUGCAUUGGACAAUGGAACAAUAAGCUUGUGGGUACUGGGAAAGAAAACCAACGCUAUUUUUAGGCAGGCAGUACUAAAAGGUGGAGGUUCACACGAAGAUCCCUUUGAUGCAGUUUUGAAAGCUUCUUUGAUAAAAAUUGGGGCUGGCAGAGAUGUUAGAUGCGAGAAUCGGUCACUUGAUGUUUCAAGCGAUAAGUCAACUUCAAGUUCUCAGGAAGAUGAUAAAAUAUCGAUUCCAUCGGACGAGAAUAUCGACUGGUUACAGCCAUUGCAUGAUAUAGUUUUUGGUCCCAUCGAAGACUUACUUGAUGGCGAUGAACUGGUUGUAGUCCCUGAUGGUGCUUUGUGUUUAGCUCCUUGGACAGCCCUAAGUAGGACAGACAGGGAGCAGUAUACAAGAUCAAAUGCUGCGACUGCCAGGCUUCUUACAUUGGUGAAACCGGCAGAAACCUAAGCACGCGACUGACCGAACACGAACGAGCGAUGAGGAAUGGUGACGUCAACAAUCACAUUGCUGAACACCAUUUACAGACGAAACAUCAAAUUGAUUCAGACUCUGCAACAUGUAUUACGUAUUCUACAGACUACUACCAACGACUUACUUAAUAGAAAGCUGGUCUACUAACUUUAAUUAGAACAAGCGCCACUGAAUCUUAGCCAACAGUUACCAGCACUGUACAAACGAUUUAUUGACGACAUUAAGCAAAACUAACUACGAGAGAACGACUGGAGAAAUGACAAUUUGACUAACAAUAGACGACUGUUUAACUGUGACAAUAGACGGAUCGAAACGCACCAAUAACUGUUCACGAGUCUUCAUAGCUAAUAACAUCACGGCUUAACUGACAGACGGCCAAUAACAUCGCGACGUAAUUGACCAAUCAGAUCAAUAACGAGAGUAUAAUAUCAUGAACUGACGUGAUACAACUAACUUUGACUCUGAAGACGACUACCGCACAGGUUGUCGCAACGUCAGUCACUGUCAACAACAACAGUCCUAUUCAGGACUACGUUCACCCGGACGAUCAAACUCAAGCUACUUUUGAAACGACUGCUGGGUUCAAACCUUUCACAGUAUUAAAAUAUGUGCGUUAGAGUGCAGAAGGAUUUUAAAUUUUUGUCUGUCCGAUCCAUAAAACUAAUUUCAGUUUAACAUGUAUUAGAAAGCACAUUUCUGCAUUUUCUUCACAUCAACGCGCACAACUCUAUAAUGAAAACAGAAAAGUAAAAGACAGGAAACAAUGAUAACUUUAUAUUUCCUUUUCUAGGUGUAUUACCAUCAAGAAACAGCCACAUUUUCAUACUACAACUGCUAAAUGACAGAAAAGAAUAGAAUAGAGUACCACGAGCAACAACCAAGCAUUGCUAAAGAAGUCGGCGACAGGGACGGACAAGAUCGUGCCUAUGGCAAUCUCGGCAAUGCUUAUCAAUGCCUUGGCCGAUUCCAACAAGCAAUAGAGUACCACGAGCAAUGUCUGAGCAUCGCAAUAGAAGUCGGCGACAGAGCCGGACAAGAAAGUGCCUAUGGCAAUCUCGGCAAUGCUUAUUACCGCCUUGGCCAAUUCCAACAAGCAAUAGAGUACCACAAGCAAUGCCUGAGCAUUGCAAUAGAAGUCGGCGACCGAGCAGGACAAGAAAGUGCCUAUGGCAAUCUCGGCAAUGCUUAUUACCGCCUUGGCCAAUUCCAACAAGCAAUAGAGUACCACAAGCAAUGCCUGAGCAUUGCAAUAGAAGUCAGCGACAGGGCCGGACAAGGACGUGCCUAUUGCAAUCUCGGCAUUGCUUAUCGAUCCCUUGGCCAAUCGCAACAAGCAAUAGAGUACCACAAGCAAUGCCUGAGCAUUGCAAUAGAAGUCAGCGACAGGGCCGGACAAGGACGUGCCUAUGGCAAUCUCGGCAUUGCUUAUCGAUCCCUUGGCCAAUUCCAACAAGCAAUAGAGUACCACAAGCAAUGCCUGAGCAUUGCAAUAGAAGUCGGCGACAGGGCCGGACAAGGACGUGCCUAUGGCAUGCUCGGCAUUGCUUAUCGAUCCCUUGGCCAAUUCCAUCAAGCAAUAGAGUACCACAAGCAAUGCCUGAGCAUUGCAAUAGAAUUCGGCGACAGCGCCGAACAAGGACGUGCCUAUGGCAUGCUCGGCAUUGCUUAUGACUGCCUUGGACAAUUCCAACAAGCAAUAGCGUUUCACAAGCAAGACCUGGGCAUUGCAAUAGAAGUCAGCGACAGGGACGGACAAGAACGUGCCUAUGGCAAUCUCGGCAAUGUUUAUCAAUGCCUUGGCCAAUUCCAACAAGCAAUAGAGUACCACAAGCAAUGCCUGAGCAUUGCAAUAGAAGUCGGCGACAGAGCCGGACAAGGACGUACCUAUGGCAAUCUCGGCAAUGAUUAUUGCUGCCUUGGCCAAUUCCAAAAAGCAAUAGAGUACUACAAGCAAUGCCUGAGUAUUGCAAUAGAAUUCGGCGACAGGGACGGACAAGGAAGUACCUAUGGCAAUCUCGGCAUUGCUUAUCAAUCCCUUGGCCAAUGCCAACAAGCAAUAGAGUACCACAAGCAAGACCUGAGCAUUGCAAUAGAAGUCGGCAACAGGGCCGGACAAGCAGCUACCUAUGGCAAUCUCGGCAUUGCUUAUUGCCGCCUUGGCCAAUUCCAACAAGCAAUAGAGUACCACAAGCAAGACCUGAGCAUUGCAAUAGAAGUCAGCGACAGGGCCGGACAAGGACGUGCCUAUGAUAAUCUCGGUGAUGCCUAUUUAUACCUCGAGGACUUCGAACAAUCAAUGAAGCACUUCAAGCAAGGCCUCAGCAUUGCAAUAGAAGUCGGCGACAGGGCUGGAGAAGGAAGGUCCUAUAGUAACCUCGGCUCAGUUUAUAACUCCCUCGGCGACUUCCAAAGAGCAAUAGAGCAUCAUAAGCAAAGCCUAAGCAUUGCUAAGGAAGUGGGCGACAGGUCCGGAGAGGGAUAUACCUAUGGCCAACUCGGCCUUGCUUAUAUAUCCAUUGAACAAUUCCAACAAGCUUUCGAGUACCACAAGCAACAGCUGAAAAUUGCUAAGGAAGUGGGUGACAUGUUCCAAGAAGGAUGUUCCUAUAGAAACUUGGGUAUAACUCUUAUGUUGUCAGGUUCUUUGGAUGAGGCUGUAGUUCAUUUCAGAUUCAGCGUAAAAACGUUGGAUACCAUUAGGAAAAGUUUCAUUUCGGAAGAUGCAUGGAAAAUAAGUUUUCGUAAGCGUUUCAAACACAGCCAUCAUUAUUUAUGUCGAGUUCUUAUAGCGCUUCAAAAGACGGAUGAGGCUUUGUUCGCGGCCGAACGGGGACGAGCAGCGGCUCUGCUAGAUGCCUUGAAAAUAAAGUAUGGCCUUACAUCCCUUUCGCCCAUUUCAAAUGAAACUGAGGAAGAUUUCGCAUGCAUUUCAAGGAACAUAUCUGUUUUGACAAUGUUUAUUGCAUUGGACAAUGGAACAAUAAGCUUGUGGGUACUGGGAAAGAAAACCAACGCUAUUUUUAGGCAGGCAGUACUAAAAGGUGGAGGUUCACACGAAGAUCCCUUUGAUGCAGUUUUGAAAGCUUCUUUGAUAAAAAUUGGGGCUGGCAGAGAUGUUAGAUGCGAGAAUCGGUCACUUGAUGUUUCAAGCGAUAAGUCAACUUCAAGUUCUCAGGAAGAUGAUAAAAUAUCGAUUCCAUCGGACGAGAAUAUCGACUGGUUACAGCCAUUGCAUGAUAUAGUUUUUGGUCCCAUCGAAGACUUACUUGAUGGCGAUGAACUGGUUGUAGUCCCUGAUGGUGCUUUGUGUUUAGCUCCUUGGACAGCCCUAAGUGAAACUUUAAGGAUCUGUAUUAUUCCCUCACUGACAAGUUUGAAAGUAAUAAGAGAUUCUUCAAGUGAAUAUCACAGUAAAACUGGCGCCCUGCUUGUUGGAGAUCCAUGUUUGAGGAAAGUUACAAAUAAAUGGGAUAAACCCAUUUAUGAUCAGCUGGAGUUCGCAAGAAAAGAAGUGGAGAUGAUUGGAAAACUUCUUAACAGCCAACCACUCACAGGAGAAGCUGCAACCAAAGAAGAGUUGCUUCGGAGAAUAGAUUCAGUCGCGUUGAUUCACAUUGCAGCACACGGAGGAAAGGAAGCUGGUGAAAUUGCUUUGGCUCCCAACCCCGGGUGGCAAUCCAAGACUCGUAUCCCUACGGAAGAGGACUACAUGUUGAAAAUGUCUGAUUUACAGGCCAUUCAGCUGACAGCGAGGCUAGUUGUGCUUAGUUGCUGCCAUAGUGGUCAAGGAGAGGUCUCGUCUGAGGGUGUGGUCGGUAUGGCAAGGGCUUUCUUGUUUGCUGGUGCUCGUUCUGUGCUGGCGUCACUCUGGGCUAUUGAUGAUGAAGCCACGAUGGUGUUUAUGGAAUGUUUCUACCAACACCUGAGAGGUGGAGAAAGUGCUAGUACUGCUCUGCAGAAGGCCAUGAAAUGCCUUCGAGAUUCGGACGACUUUUCCGCCCCAAAGUACUGGGCUCCAUUUGUACUGAUUGGCGAUGACGUCACGAUUGAAUUUGAUGUAAACCGUUGA
Messenger RNA from Porites evermanni, 6550 nucleotides. The record is from the annotation of a GenBank genome assembly. Lineage: Eukaryota; Metazoa; Cnidaria; Anthozoa; Scleractinia; Poritidae.